GCCGUGAGGCAUCUGUAGUAAGCGCACGCGCUUGUCUGUUAGAAUUAUAAUUCCCAGUGCUUCCCAAACCUCGGUUACGAUGUUCACCUGUAUCAGUUGCAAUAAGGAGCACUCAGAUGGGCCGGUGUGCUGUGUUUGUAAGAACCAGUUCGACUUCGCAUGUGCCGGCGUCACAGAAACCGGGUUUAGAAGACUGGGUGAAAGAAGAAAUAACUGGCGGUGCCCUGGGUGUAAGUCCGGAUCUUCACUUUCGCCUGCCGCAACAUCCCCAAUGCCUUCCCAGUUGGACAGUAUACAGGAGCAGUUGAGUCGGAUCACUUUCCAGCUGGAGCCGUUGAAGUCUCUCUCGGCAGAUGUUGCCGUUAUCAAGGCCGAAAUGUCAGAUUUAAAAGAUUCUGUUGAAAUGGCUCACUCGGCUUUUGCGUCUUUGGAUGCUCGCGUCAAAAGUGUUGAAAAGGCUUUGACAGAGAUCCCUGAUUUGCAGGAGGAAGUAUGCAGACUGCGGCAAGAGCUUGAGGAUAGGGAUCAGUGGGCUCGAGCGAACAAUGUCGAGAUCCGUGGGGUACCCUUAAGGAAGGGAGAAAAUCUAUAUGAGAUUGCGGAAAGGAUAGGGGAGUUGAGUAAUUUCCCUAUAAGAAGGGACUCUAUAAGCUACAUUGCGAGGAUACCUACUCGAGUGCCUGAUGCUGAGAAACCUAUAAUAAUAUCGUUUAAUAAUAGAUAUAUUAAAGAAGAUUUGGUGGCGUCCGCGCGUAAAAGCAAGCAGCUUACGCUCGCAGGUUUGGGUUUCUCUGCUACUGGUCCGUUCUACGUAAACGACCAUCUGACCCAGAAGAAUAAGACCUUGUUAAGUAAGGCGAGAUCACUGGCUCGAGAGACGGAUUUCAGAUAUGUUUGGGUGAAGCAUGCAAAAAUUAUGGCCAGAAAAUCCGACACGUCACCUGUUUUUAUUAUAAGAAACGAAAAAGACCUUUUAAAAAUAGUUUAACUUUGUUUCUUGAAUGCGUUAGACUCCCGAAGUUGCAGUCUUUUAGAUUUUGUUAUAAACUUGUAAGCAGAUUGAGAACCAUGCGUGCAUUCCUUCCUUUGUGUUUUUAUGUGAGUCGGCUCGGUGGAGCGGGCUACCUGUUUCCGCAGGUAAGUGCUCGUAGGCAACGGCAGUGCGCGCCGCAGCUUCGACUGUGCGCACGCGUUGCAAGAAAUACAUUUGUAUGUUGGAGAUUUGACUGCGCACUUCGCAGUUUGUUUACAUCGCAUGUCAUUAUUUACGCUGAGCUUACGGUAUUUCUUAUAACUCUCCAUUCACUCGCCUGCGUUCUAUGCAAUUUAUUCUUCGGCUUAAAUUCCUUAUUUGCAUUUAGUUUUACCUGGAUGCUAGGACACUUUUUUCGGCUAAAUAGUUAUAUUUAUUUUGCAUAUUUCUCUCAGACUAUUUUAAAUCCUCAUUUAUCGCCAAACGUUAGUUUAAUUUAUCUUUGUUAUAAUUUGCUUAGUGCCAGUGCAGUAUCUGUCAGUAAUAUUUUUAUUUGUAGGUUUUUGAUGUCAUUGUUUAUUUUAAGUAUUAAACUGAUAACGUACAUAAAUUAUUUGCUAUAUGCAGUACCUUGUGUCGGAACUGAUAAUAUUAUUAUAUAUAGUUCGCAUAAGUUACUUAUGUUAUAUAUAAAUAUUAUAGCUAUAGUUAAUUAUUUUUAUUUUAUCGUUAACGCAUUCGGUACUAUUUUUAUUUUAUGUAAGAUUGUGACGUUAAGUAAAAGUAGAUUGUCGUUUUUCGUUUAUUUACAUUAUUUCCUUAUAUAUUUUGCAAUUGUUCACUGUAAUAUUAUUAUCAAUUUCUUGAUAAUAUCGAUAUUGAAUAGAAGACUUGUAUUGAAUACAUGUUAUUUAUACAGAUUUCUGUAUAAAUCGAUUAGUUACAAUGCUGACAUUAAUAUUAUUUUUAUCUGGUAUCUAGUACUGAGGUUCAUUAUAUUAUCUACUAUAGUCUUUACAAAGUUUCUACUUAGACUUAUGUUGAUUAUUAUUAAUUGUGGAUUCUAAUAUUAAAGUUUUUUACCAAAAUACUCGAGGGCUUCGUACAAAGACACAAAUAUUUAAACGUAAUCUUUUAUUAACAUCUUUUGACAUUGUUUCGCUGACAGAGACGUGGUUGCUUGAGGGUUUGGGAGACAGUGAGUUGUUUGAUGAUAGGUACGUAGUAUUUAGACGGGAUAGAAAUUACGAAA
Amyelois transitella is the source of this 2225-nucleotide messenger RNA. RefSeq lists its product as uncharacterized. NCBI's taxonomy places the organism in Eukaryota, Metazoa, Arthropoda, Insecta, Lepidoptera, Pyralidae. Bases 80 to 988 code for a protein of 302 amino acids. The record is from RefSeq and is a predicted model, not a curated record. The transcript has a single exon.